UCCCGGCCGGAGCAGCGGCGGCUGAGGCUGCGGCGGCUGCGGCGUUUGAGUGGAGGAAGAUGGCGGCUACGAGCGGCUCGGUGUCCCGCCAGCUGUGAGGAGCCCCGAGUGUGGCAAGCGCGGUCUGGGGCAGAGCGCCUCUGCUCCGGUCCUGUCCCCGGCUCCCUCACCGCCUUCGCCAGCGGAGCGUACCCGAGAGCGUGGCGCAGGCUGGGCCAGGAAAUUUUAAAGACAAAAACUUUGGACUUCCCUGGUGGCACAGAAGUUGAGAGUCCGCCUGCCAAUGCAGGGUACGUGCGUUCAAUCCCUGGUCCGGGAAGAUCCCACAUGCCUCGGAGCAGCUAAGCCCGUGUGCCACAACUGCUGAAGCCCACGCCCAACUGCUAAAGCUGGUGUUCUGCAACAAGAGAAACCACCGCAAUGAGAAGCCCACACACCGCAAGGAAGAGUAGUCCCCGCUCUCUGCAACUAGAGAAAGUCCGUGCACAGCAACGAAGACCCAACGCAGCCAAAAACUGUCAAGUGGAAUGUCAUGGCCAGCUCCUCGGACAGUGAAGAUGACAGUUUCAUGGCUGUGGACCAAGAAGAAACUGUGCUGGAAGGGACAAUGGAGCAAGAUGAGGAGCCCCACCCAGUAUUGGAGGUUGAGGAGACUAGACAUAAUAGGUCCAUGUCUGAGUUACCGGAAGAGGUUUUGGAGUAUAUCCUGUCCUUUCUUUCACCAUACCAGGAACACAAAACUGCAGCCCUUGUCUGCAAACAGUGGUAUCGACUUAUUAAAGGUGUAGCCCACCAGUGUUAUCAUGGUUUCAUAAAGGCUGUCCAGGAAGGAAACAUUCAGUGGGAGAGUCGGACUUACCCUUAUCCUGGAACCCCAAUCACUCAGCGGUUCUCACACAGUGCGUGCUAUUAUGAUGCUAAUCAGUCUAUGUAUGUGUUUGGAGGUUGUACCCAGAGCAGCUGCAAUGCUGCCUUCAAUGACCUCUGGAGACUUGACCUAAAUAGCAAAGAGUGGAUCCGACCUUUGGCUUCAGGGUCCUAUCCUUCCCCCAAAGCUGGAGCGACCCUGGUUGUAUACAAGGACCUGCUGGUGCUGUUUGGUGGCUGGACACGGCCAAGCCCUUACCCCCUACACCAACCAGAGAGGUUCUUUGAUGAAAUACAUACUUACUCACCCUCUAAAAACUGGUGGAACUGCAUUGUGACGACCCAUGGCCCGCCUCCCAUGGCUGGGCAUUCUUCCUGUGUGAUAGACGAUAAGAUGAUUGUCUUUGGUGGCUCCCUAGGAUCCCGGCAAAUGAGCAACGAUGUCUGGGUCCUUGACCUUGAGCAGUGGGCGUGGUCCAAGCCGAACAUCUCUGGCCCCAGUCCUCAUCCUCGAGGUGGCCAAUCUCAGAUUGUUAUAGAUGAUGCAACUAUUUUAAUCCUUGGAGGGUGUGGCGGCCCCAAUGCUCUGUUCAAGGAUGCUUGGUUGUUGCACAUGCACUCAGGUCCCUGGGCCUGGCAGCCACUCAAGGUAGAAAAUGAAGACCAUGGGGCCCCAGAACUGUGGUGCCAUCCAGCUUGCCGGGUAGGGCAGUGUGUGGUGGUCUUCAGCCAGGCUCCUAGUGGGCGAGCCCCACUCAGCCCCAGUUUGAACUCUCGCCCAUCACCUAUCAGUGCCACUCCUCCAGCCCUAGUUCCUGAAACCCGAGAAUACCGCUCUCAGUCUCCAGUAAGGAGUAUGGAUGAAGCUCCCUGUGUUAAUGGCCGCUGGGGAACACUGAGGCCCAGAACACAAAGGCAGACCCCCUCAAGUUCCCGAGAAGGAAGCCUUUCCCCAGCUAGAGGCGAUGGCUCUCCCAUCCUUAAUGGUGGGAGUUUAUCUCCAGGAUCAGCAGCUGUAGGUGGCUCUUCCUUGGACAGCCCUGUACAGGCUAUAUCUCCUAGCACUCCAUCUACCACUGAAGGAUAUGACCUAAAAAUGGGACUUUCUUUGGCCCCCCGACGAGGGUCACUACCAGAUCAGAAAGAUCUAAGAUUAGGAUCAAUAGAUCUGAAUUGGGAUCUGAAACCUGCUUCCAGUAGCAAUCAUAUGGAUGGUGUGGACAACAGGACAGUUGGGGGAAGUUUAAGACACCCUCCUGAACAGACAAAUGGUGUGCAUACCCCACCGCACGUGGCCAGUGCCCUUGCAGGAGCCGUUUCCCCAGGUGCCCUGCGUCGGAGCCUAGAAGCCAUCAAAGCAAUGUCGUCCAAAGGCUCUCCAGCCUCUUCAGCACUCAGUCCUCCUCUGGGGUCUUCUCCAGGCUCCCCUGGGACCCAGAACCUGAGCAGUGGAGAAACAGUGCCCAUUCCCCGCCCAGGGCCCGCCCAAGGAGAUGGACAUUCCUUACCUCCCAUUGCCCGCCGCCUGGGUCACCACCCUCCACAGUCCCUAAAUGUUGGCAAACCCUUGUACCAGAGUAUGAACUGCAAGCCCAUGCAGAUGUACGUGCUGGACAUUAAAGACACCAAGGAGAAGGGGCGAGUCAAAUGGAAAGUAUUUAAUAGCAGUUCUGUGGUUGGACCUCCCGAAACCAGCCUGCAUACAGUGGUACAAGGCAGGGGUGAACUCAUCAUAUUUGGAGGACUCAUGGACAAGAAACAGAAUGUGAAGUACUAUCCAAAAACAAACGCCUUGUACUUUGUACGAGCAAAGAGAUAAUAUGUUCUAAAACCCUUUCCCUUUCUGUGGCUUUUAAUUUGGAAUUUUCCAGAGUGCAAGCAUUUGGACUGAGAAUUGAGAAAACAAAGGACAAAAUUCCUCUCAUAAACCAAACCCCAAUUCCCAGCAUCACUCACUCCAGGCUGGGAUCAAAUCUCCAUUAAGAAAAAAAUUAUAUAAAUAUAUAAAUAUAUAUUAUAUAGCCAACUCUGUUUACAAAGAGGGAGAGAUCUCCAUCCUGGUUCAGAUAAAAUUGUUGCUGUGUUUUA
Hippopotamus amphibius kiboko is the source of this 2955-nucleotide messenger RNA. RefSeq names its product F-box protein 42 (gene FBXO42). The coding region runs from base 533 to 2686 and encodes 717 amino acids. NCBI's taxonomy places the organism in Eukaryota, Metazoa, Chordata, Mammalia, Artiodactyla, Hippopotamidae. Gene Ontology annotation, molecular function: protein binding. The record is from RefSeq and is a predicted model, not a curated record. The transcript is spliced from 11 exons.